Sarcophilus harrisii (Tasmanian devil) is the source of this 3284-nucleotide messenger RNA. It is a transcript of the gene LYN, whose product is annotated as LYN proto-oncogene, Src family tyrosine kinase. Lineage: Eukaryota; Metazoa; Chordata; Mammalia; Dasyuromorphia; Dasyuridae. Gene Ontology annotation, molecular function: signaling receptor binding; non-membrane spanning protein tyrosine kinase activity; ATP binding. The transcript has 13 exons. Gene Ontology annotation, cellular component: extrinsic component of cytoplasmic side of plasma membrane. The coding region runs from base 366 to 1847 and encodes 493 amino acids. The record is from RefSeq and is a predicted model, not a curated record. Gene Ontology annotation, biological process: cell surface receptor protein tyrosine kinase signaling pathway; protein phosphorylation; cell differentiation.
CCAACCCCCUGAAACCCAGCUUAGUUCCUCUCCGGCUGCCAGGGGUUGGGUGCGCGAGUUUGCGUUGAAACUCGGUGGCUGCUCUAUACUUUUUCCUGACUCGGGGAAAAGCGACCACCCCUCAAUCCCUGGUGGGCCUCUGACAGCUACAAAAGAGUAGGGAUUUUCCCUUUUCUGUCGGGAAAUAUUGAAACCCUUCCCUCGAUCCCCGUCCCCUUUUCUCCUCCCUCUCCCUUCUUCCCCUUCCCCAAAGCCUUCCUGGGCUUCGCCUCCCUCACUCCCUUCCCCACCCCUUCUUAGGACUGGGCUGAAGUCACCGUGGAGCUCAAGCGCGGCACCCCAACUUUCGAAGCCAGGAGUGAAAUAUGGGAUGUAUAAAAUCAAAAAGAAAAGACAAUCCACCUCACGAUGGAAUAGAUUUGAAGACCCAACCAGUGCUCAAUCAAGGCACUCAACUUUUACCAGGACAAAGGUUUCAAAACAAAGAUCCAGAAGAGCAAGGGAAUGUGGUAAUAGCCUUAUAUGCCUAUGAGGGCCUUCACCCUGAUGAUUUAUCCUUCAAGAAAGGAGAAAAAUUGAAAAUCCUUGAAGAGCAUGGAGAAUGGUGGAAAGCUAGAUCUCUUAUAUCCAAGAAAGAAGGUUUCAUUCCCAGCAAUUAUGUAGCAAAAAUCAAUACUUUGGAAACAGAAGAAUGGUUCUUUAAGGAUAUAACCCGGAAAGAUGCUGAAAGACAGCUUCUGGCACCAGGAAAUAGUGCAGGAGCAUUUCUUAUCCGAGAAAGUGAAACAUUAAAAGGAAGUUACUCUCUCUCUGUUCGAGAUUAUGACCCACUGCAUGGUGAUGUGAUUAAGCACUACAAAAUUAGAAGUCUGGACAAUGGAGGUUAUUAUAUAUCUCCAAGAAUUACUUUCCCCUGUAUCAGUGACAUGAUUAAGCAUUAUCAAAAGCAGCCAGAUGGUCUGUGCAGAAGGCUUGAGAAGGCAUGUAUUAGUCCAAAACCACAAAAACCAUGGGAUAAAGAUGCUUGGGAAAUUCCCCGUGAAUCAAUUAAGCUAGUAAAAAAGCUUGGAGCUGGACAAUUUGGAGAAGUCUGGAUGGGUUACUAUAAUAAUAGUACCAAAGUGGCUGUGAAAACUCUGAAGCCAGGAACCAUGUCUGUGCAAGCAUUCCUAGAAGAAGCCAAUCUCAUGAAAACACUUCAGCACGACAAGUUAGUGAGACUUUAUGCUGUAGUUACCAAAGAAGAACCCAUUUACAUCAUUACAGAAUACAUGGCAAAAGGGAGUUUGCUGGAUUUCCUGAAGAGUGAUGAAGGUGGGAAAUUGCUGCUUCCAAAGCUAAUUGACUUUUCAGCACAGAUAGCAGAAGGAAUGGCAUACAUCGAGAGGAAGAAUUACAUCCAUCGAGAUCUGAGGGCAGCUAAUGUUCUCGUUUCAGAUUCACUGAUGUGUAAAAUCGCUGAUUUUGGCCUUGCUCGGAUAAUUGAAGAUAAUGAGUAUACAGCAAGAGAAGGUGCAAAAUUCCCUAUUAAGUGGACAGCUCCAGAGGCAAUAAAUUUUGGAUAUUUUACUAUUAAAUCAGAUGUAUGGUCCUUUGGAAUUCUCCUAUAUGAAAUCGUAACUUAUGGAAAAAUUCCCUAUCCAGGGAGGACUAAUGCUGAUGUGAUGAUGGCUCUGGGGCAGGGAUACAGGAUGCCACGCAUGGAAAACUGUCCAGAAGAGCUCUAUGACAUCAUGAAAAUGUGCUGGAAGGAGAAAGCAGAAGAAAGGCCAACAUUUGAUUAUUUACAGAGUGUGCUGGAUGACUUCUACACAGCAACAGAGGGGCAAUAUCAACAACAGCCUUAGAACAAAGGAAUACUUUUUUUCCCCAAUCGACAUAUUCAGAUGCCACAGUGUACACACACACACACACACACACAUACACACACACACCCCAAAACUGGUUGCACAAGUUAUUUCAAUGUGCCUGGAUUAGCCACUGCGUGGGUUCCUGAAAGUAAAGGCUGAACUCAGGAAGAUUCUGUAUACUUUACCCAGGAAGGGAAACCCUGUUUUUGACUGAUGGAACAGAAUUGAAAAGAAUAACUGGGGACUGACUAGCUCAGAGGAUAAACUACUCAUCUACUAGUAACCUUAUCUAUCUAAGCCAAAAUCUGAAUCCAAACUUAGAAGGGGAAAAAAUAGACCCAAAUUAAAAUAUACACAUUCUGACCCUGCCUUUCUAGGUGGGGAGGCGAUAAUUACUUUAAAUAUGAUUCAUAUCAGCAAAUUGUGGCACACACAAUUGUUUUUAAAUCAAAUGUAUUCAUUUAUAAUGUCACCAUCAAUGGUUAUACUCUUGCAGGAGUUCUUUGUAUUUUCCAUAGAUUUGCACUCAUUUAAAAAGGAUGGGGAAAUGUCAUCAAACUACCCAUGUCCCACGUGAAGUCAGUGGCUGAGAACUACCCACUCUCACCCUCAAAACCUAGUCCCAUAAACAUCAUUCUGCUGCAAGUACAGUUCAGCAGCAGUCUUUUCUUCAGUGGAAAGGGACCAAGAUUUCUCAUUUUAAUGUCAGUGUUAUAUUUUAAAGAUCUGUGUUCUAGAGACAAACCAUAAUCCCAAUGUAUGGAAAUUUUCAAUAACCUUUGAUGAUUCGGGCAUUAGAAACAGCAGUAUGAUUAUGGUGUCUACAAGAACUUACUCUAGCUAUUCAGUUAAGAUAUUUUGGAAAAGAAAAUGGAAGGACUAAUUCUUUAGCUGCUUACAGUGAUUGAAGAGGCAUUUUUAUUACCAAAUGUUUAAUGUUAACUGCAUCAUAGUAUAUGCAUAAAUGGAUUGAUUUGUUUUUCAUGAUUCAGACUAUGAUUUUUAAGUAGUUGGAGAUUUGUAUGGGACUAUUUGUAGCCAGAAGCAAUGCAAAAAAAUUAUUUACUGUCUGUGAUAUGAGGUUCGAAAAGACAUAUUUUUGUUUACUAAAUUUUUCUACUAUCAACAUUGGAUGACCAAAAAAAGAAAACCUCAUACUUAUAACAUUUCACUUAUGUUACUAUGUAAAUAUUUAAUAUGUCUAUUGUUUGAUUGUUUUUAUUUCAACAUGCCCUGGUUUGAUAACAUUUAAAAAAAAAAAAAAACAUUUCUGUUUGUUGCCUUCCCAAAUACUGUCAACAUUAAAAAAAGACAAAUGGCAGGAAAAAAAAACCAAUGUCAUUGAUUCCCUAGAGCUGCUUGAUUAAAGUGACUAAUUUCCAAUUCUACUUAUACAACUUGGUAAUAUCAGGAAUAAAGUAAAAAAGAAAUUGA